AUGGAGACUGUGUGUUGUAUGUGCGGCGAUGUAGGCUUCUCCGACAAACUCUUCCGCUGCAGCAAGUGUCGCCACCGCUUCCAACACCUGUAUUGCAGCAAUUAUUAUAGUGAAUUAUCAGAGCCCAUUCAAGUAUGUGAUUGGUGUCAAAGUGAGGGAAAGAGUUCAAAACAUGGUGGUUCUUCAUCAAGAAAAUCCAUGCAGGUAAAUAAUGAUUCAAGAUCAACAGGUAACAAAAACAAGCAACAAGAUCAUGAAGAGGGUUCAGAAAAAGCUGCGAAAAACCCGAGUUCGACAUCUUCUCCCCGGCCUACUACGCGCAAAUACAAGCUUCUCAAGGAUGUAAUCUGCUGA
Fraxinus pennsylvanica is the source of this 354-nucleotide messenger RNA. Lineage: Eukaryota; Viridiplantae; Streptophyta; Magnoliopsida; Lamiales; Oleaceae. The record is from the annotation of a GenBank genome assembly.